Messenger RNA from Vitis vinifera (wine grape), 2491 nucleotides. Its product is annotated as splicing factor U2af small subunit B. The record is from RefSeq and is a predicted model, not a curated record. Gene Ontology annotation, biological process: mRNA splicing, via spliceosome. Bases 156 to 1187 code for a protein of 343 amino acids. Gene Ontology annotation, molecular function: pre-mRNA 3'-splice site binding; metal ion binding. Lineage: Eukaryota; Viridiplantae; Streptophyta; Magnoliopsida; Vitales; Vitaceae. The transcript is spliced from 6 exons. Gene Ontology annotation, cellular component: spliceosomal complex; U2AF complex.
AACCAGCUGAGCUAACUUCACUUGGAUGGCAGAUGGCUCGGGUUAUGUCAUAUUUAUCCUAUAGUUUUGGUUCAACCCUUUAUAUACGGUUGACAUAGUUUAAGCCAAAGAAGAGAAACCCUAGAUUGAGUGGGUGCGAGAGACGCUGUUGUUCAAUGGCAGAGCACUUGGCAUCUAUAUUCGGAACAGAGAAGGAUCGCGUCAACUGUCCGUUCUACUUCAAGAUCGGAGCUUGCAGGCAUGGAGAUCGAUGCUCCAGGCUUCACACCAAGCCCAGCAUCAGCCCCACCCUCCUCCUUUCCAACAUGUACCAAAGGCCUGAUAUGGUCACCCCUGGCGUCGAUCCUCAGGGCCAACCUCUCGAUCCUCGCAAAAUCCAAGAGCACUUCGAGGAUUUUUAUGAAGAUUUAUUUGAGGAGCUGAGUAAGUAUGGAGAGAUUGAAAGCUUGAACAUCUGUGACAAUUUGGCUGACCAUAUGGUGGGUAAUGUAUAUGUUCAGUUUAGAGAGGAAGAACAUGCUGCAAAUGCACUUCGAAAUUUGAAUGGAAGGUUUUAUGCAGGGCGUCCCAUCAUUGUUGACUUCUCCCCAGUUACGGAUUUCCGUGAAGCUACAUGUAGGCAAUAUGAGGAAAAUAUAUGCAAUCGCGGCGGCUACUGCAACUUCAUGCAUCUGAAAAAGAUUAGUAGGGAGUUGAGGAGGCAAUUGUUUGGGAGAAACAGGCGUAGGCGCAGUCGAAGCAGAAGCCGCAGUCCAUACAGACACCGUGGUCAUGAGGAGCAUCCACAUGGUCCUCAUGGUCCUCAUGGUCCACAUGGUCCACAUGGUCCACGUGGUCCACGUGGCUCUAAUAGAAGAGAUGAUGACAGAGAUCAUCGUUACCAUGAUAGGGGGGGUAGGAGGCCUAGAAGCAGAAGUCCUGCACGUAGAGGGGGACGAAGCAGAAGCCCUGGUGGAAGAAGGAAUAAGAGUCCAGUCAGGGAAGGCAGUGCUGAGAGAAGGGCUAAGAUUGAGCAAUGGAAUAGGGAAAGAGAACAGGCAGAAGCUACUAAUAAGAAUGAUAAUAGCCACAGUGACAAUGGUAACAACAACAAUGACUUUGAACAAGAUGAUCAACAGUAUUAUAAUCCACAGCAUCAGGAGGAGGACCAGCAGCAGCAGCAGCAGCAUGGAGGAUACAACUAUUGAUCCAAUUGGAACUGUCUGGUGGAGUACAGGUUCACUGUCCUGUGAUAUUGAAAGUAAAAACCCUUUUUUUCUUCUAUAUUUUUUCCUUUCCUAUCCAAAAUAAAAAACAAAAUGAAUGGAAACUAACAAAUAGGAAGAAAAGAUCUCCUGGUUACUUGGGUGCAUACAUUGACAAUUUGAAACCUUCAGCAUUUUUGUUGAGACACUUGCAUAAAACCAAUGUUUUCCAUUCUUCAGAAAAAUCCAAAAGCAAAAUUUCCUUUUAUUUUCCUUAACUAUCUUUUUGUGCAGAUUUUUGGACAUUGAUGUAUUAAUCCAAAUUAUAUAUUAUAAGAAUUACUCGUAAGUCAUUGUGGAAAAUAUUUUUCAUUUUUGUCCUGAAACUUGGGCAUUUACCUCUGUUCCUUGUUUUGCUAAGUAGCAUGUUUAUGUGAAAAGAAAAAUUGCUUUUGGAGCAAGGUAGAAAAGAGAUUAAAAAACAACUAGAUUUUAACAUUUUCCUUGUUGAAGGAAUUCUAUUAGCAUUGGAUGGGAUUCUUUGUAACUACUUCAAUUUCAUUAUCUUACUUAAAAUUCUUGCACAUGAAUUUUUCUUUUUCACAUUUGAAAUAUCUACUUAAAGCUAUAAUUUUCUAACCAUUAGAGUCUCUUUAGAGCACAGGGAAAGAGGCAUGUGGUUUUGUGUACAGAUGUUUAAUUGGGUGUCGUUUAAAUUGGCUUUUGAGAGUUGUUUUUAACUCCCCUAAACCCCAAUUUCAACUGAAAGGACACAAACAAAAAAUUGUUCGGUCCACUGCUCAAUCUUAACCUGAAUCCUUUGAUGACAGAAGAUUUACAAAGUGGAGCAGACAAUCAAUUCUUACAGGGUUUUAUCAGUCCUUUGCUUUGUAUUCUUUAGUGAGAGUUAUGAUCUUACAUACUUUACGAGUUUUGCAGGUUCAGGUAUUCCUGCUUCCCAGGAUCGGGCCUCAAUUUUUAUGGCAGCUUACCAUGAUAUUUGUAUACAGGUUGGUUGGCUGAUGUUGUCUGCAGAGCAAGUUUACAGGAUUUAACGUUUUACAUGGCGAAGAAUUGGAGAAGCUGCUGAACCAUCUGAACAAGAAAAAUACUCAACAUCUUUGUGAUUGCUUGUUGAGGUCUGUUGAAGUUAACCUAUAGAGCGAGGACAAACAGUUUGGAACCUAAAUAGCAAGUUUGCUUUUAUCAAAGCUUCACCCAGUUGUUUUAUUUCCUUUUUUUGGAUUAUGUUUUUGUGAUGACAUUAUUAGGCAUUUUCAGUGGCAUUUCAAGCACUUUCUGGGGUC